CUGGAUAGAUAUUAUAUUAACCUCUAUGCCUACUUUACGCAAUGUGCUACGUAGUUUAGCGUUAAGAGGCUCCGUAAGGUGCUCUUCUUUCUCUCUAAUCCCAACGAGGUUACAGACAUUACCGCAGUGACUUACAGGGGCCCUCAGUAUAAUAUAUGUUUAACAUAUGUUUAAUGUAUAUUAUACUUGGAUUACGGCAUAGGCCUUACUUAAGUUGGACAUAUGUUGAACUUUUGCCCAUACCUUAGGUGUUGUACCUGGUCGGGCAAAAUCUCUCCAGAACCCCUGUGCAUGAUCUCAAGGCACUCGGCGGUGGGUCAUAUGUCUCUUGAGCACAUCUGGUGGAAGCGACACUAGCUAGGCGCUUGUGUAUAAAUAGUCAAAGAGUCUAGAAAUGCCCACGGCGAUGCUGCUGCAGAACACCCUGGCGAAGAAUCCGGUGAAAAUUCUGACCAAUGUCACUGAAGCCACUGCUGCCGUUGGUGAAGGUGGUCCCAAGAAGCUUAAGAAGAACAAGGCUCCCACCGCCCAGAUUGAACCUCAUCAGUUCUCAUAUCCCUUUUUUUUCCAAACAACAACUACCCAAAGGGCGAAGAAGUCGAACACAUGGACGAGAAUCGGUAUCGCACUACCGAUGAAGAGAAGCGCCAUCUGGACAAAGUCAACAGCGACCUCCUCUCUAAUUACCGCCAGGCGGCGAGAUGCCAAUGGUAUUAAGGAUAGUAUGCAUCGUCUGGUCGGACACGAUGGCUUAUCCGAAGGCGAUGCUAUUGUUGCUGGCUGUCAGGUUACGGCCUGGACCGAAGGCGAUAGUACAGAGUGAAGGGGAGAAAUAGGCGUGUUCCCCUGGUGGUCACCUGGUGAUCACUGGUGGUCACUUGAUGAUGGCAGGUAGGGGUGUCCACAGUAGU
Pseudomassariella vexata is the source of this 911-nucleotide messenger RNA. RefSeq lists its product as uncharacterized. The transcript has 3 exons. The record is from RefSeq and is a predicted model, not a curated record. The coding region runs from base 395 to 823 and encodes 142 amino acids. NCBI's taxonomy places the organism in Eukaryota, Fungi, Ascomycota, Sordariomycetes, Amphisphaeriales, Pseudomassariaceae.